Molecule: messenger RNA, 6293 nt
Organism: Cottoperca gobio
Lineage: Eukaryota; Metazoa; Chordata; Actinopteri; Perciformes; Bovichtidae
Gene: ube3a
Product: ubiquitin protein ligase E3A
Exons: 11
Coding region: 231-2918 (895 amino acids)
Biological process (GO): protein polyubiquitination; ubiquitin-dependent protein catabolic process
Molecular function (GO): ubiquitin protein ligase activity
Source: RefSeq, a predicted model, not a curated record
UUGCAUUGUGGGAUGUGGGUUUAUGGAGAAGUCAAGAUGGCUGUGAACCUCAGGCAGAGGAAAGAGCCUGCAGUUGAAAGGCCGUGAAUUAAGUUUUGUAUAAAAGAUCCAUCGUUGCUGCCCGUUAAGACUUAAACCAUCGUGCUGUUGAAGUUGCUGCUAACCUGUGAAGGACUUGAUACAUUCACAGACAGCAACACAAUAACAAACAACUGAGGAGAAAGUCUCGUAUGAAUUCCGACGAGAAGGAGGACUGUGAGUGUGCGCCACCACAGGCCGAGACUAGCCCCGCAGGAGGACCAUAUAGAGAAUACGAGGAGCCUGAAAUAGAAAACCCAGAAGCAAGCCGAAUGAAGCGAGCAGCUGCCAAACAUCUAAUAGAGCGCUAUUACCACCAGUUAACGGAGGGCUGUGGGAAUGAGUCGUGCUCCAACUCAUGGUGUGCCUCAUCGGUCGGCUUCAACCGCAUGGAUAACAACGCAGCGGCGGUCAAAGCCCUGGAGCUUUACAAGGUCAACGCUAAGCUAUGUGACCCCCACCCCUCGAAGAAAGUCACCGCCUCAGCCCACCUGGACAGUAGCGCUCACAGCAACUCAGCCUCCAGCAACAGGAAGUCGAACCACAAAGAUGUCCACUCUGUACGGGACAAUUUCAAAGAUGUGAAUUACCUGACAGAGGAAAAAGUGUAUGAGAUCUUGGACAUCUGUGGAGAAAAGGAAGAUUACUCGCCUCUGAUCAGGGUAAUAGGUAGAGUGUUCUCCAGUGCGGAGGGCCUGGUGCAGAGCUUCCGGCGGUCCAAACCUCACACUAAGGAGGAGCUCAAGUCCCUCCAAGGUAAGGAUGAGGACAAGGAUGAGGAUGAGAAGGAGGCUGCAGCCUGUUCUGCUACAGCUAUGGAGGAGGACUCCCCCGCCUCUUCAUCGUCAAGGCUUGGCGAGGGAUCCUCAGGCGAAAAUGAUGUCCAAAAGCUGGCCCCUGAUGAGGUAUCGGUGGACAUCGAAGCUGUGCGGCGGGUGUACGAGCGCCUGCUGUCCAAUGAGAAGAUAGAAGCUGCCUUCCUGAAUGCGCUGGUCUACCUCUCACCAAACGUAGAGUGCGAUCUGACGUACCACAAUGUGUAUUCGAGAGACCCAAACUACCUGAACCUGUUUGUUAUAGUGAUGGAAAACAGCAACCUGCACAGCCCGGAGUACCUGGAGAUUGCCCUCCCACAGUUCUGCAAGGCCAUGAGCAAACUCCCACUGCCAGCUCAGGCCAAGCUGGCAUGCUUGUGGUCGCACUACGGCGCGGAGCAAAUCCAGCGCAUGGUGGAGACCUUCCAGCAGCUCAUUACCUACAAGGUGAUCAGUAACGAGUUCAACAGCCGCAACCUCGUCAACGAUGAUGACGCAGUGGUGGCGGCCACCAAGUGCUUGAAGAUCGUCUACUAUGCAAACGUGCUGGGCGGCGACCUCGACAUGGAGCACAACGAGGACGAGGACGAGGAGCCUAUCCCAGAGUCCAGCGAGCUCACCCUGCAGGAGCUGCUGGGCGAGGAACGGCGGAACAAGAAGGGCCCUCGGGUGGACCCGCUGGAGACGGAGUUGGGGAUCCGCACCAACGAUUGCAGACGGCCGCUCAUUGCCUUUGAGGAGUUUGUCAAUGAGCCUCUAAACGAGGUGCUGGAGAUGGACAAGGACUACACUUUCUUCAAGGUUGAAACUGAAAACAAGUUUUCCUUUAUGACCUGCCCUUUCAUCCUGAAUGCCGUCACAAAGAACCUGGGUCUGUACUACGACAACCGCAUCCGCAUGUACAGCGAGCGGCGUAUUACUGUGCUCUACAGUUUGGUGCAGGGUCAGCAGCUCAACCCCUACCUGAGGCUCAAAGUGCGCCGUGACCACAUCAUUGACGACGCUCUGGUCAGGCUGGAAAUGAUAGCAAUGGAGAAUCCUGCAGACUUGAAGAAGCAGCUGUAUGUGGAGUUUGAAGGAGAGCAAGGUGUUGAUGAAGGAGGAGUUUCCAAAGAGUUCUUCCAGCUGGUGGUGGAGGAGAUCUUCAACCCAGAUAUUGGCAUGUUCACAUACGACGAGCGCACCAAACUGUUUUGGUUCAAUCCGUCAUCCUUUGAGAAUGAGGGCCAGUACACUCUGAUUGGCAUUGUUCUCGGCCUGGCCAUCUAUAACAACUGUAUCCUGGACGUCCACUUCCCUAUGGUGGUCUACAGGAAGCUGAUGGGCAAGAAAGGGACUUUCAGGGACUUGGCUGAUGCCAACCCGGUUCUGUACCAGAGUCUGAAGGAGCUGUUGGAGUACGAGGGCAGCGUGGAGGAGGACAUGAUGAUCACGUUCCAGAUUUCCCACACAGACCUGUUCGGGAACCCACUCAUGUAUGACUUAAGGGAAAACGGGGACAAGAUUCCAGUCACAAAUGAAAACAGAAAGGAGUUUGUGGCUCAGUAUGCAGAGUACAUGCUGAACAAAAGUGUGGAGAAGCAGUUCAAAGCCUUCAGGAGAGGCUUCCACAUGGUCACCAACGAGUCUCCGCUCAAAUACCUGUUCAGACCAGAGGAAAUUGAGCUGCUCAUCUGUGGAAGCAGGAACCUGGACUUCCUGGCACUUGAAGAAACAACAGAAUAUGACGGAGGCUACAACAGAGAUUCUCGAAUCAUCAAGGAGUUUUGGGAGACGUUGCACUCGUUCGGGGAGGAGCAGAAGCGCUUCUUUCUUCAGUUCACCACCGGCACUGACAGAGCACCCGUGGGUGGGCUGGGCAAACUGAAGAUGAUCAUUGCCAAGAACGGCCCCGACACCGACAGGUUACCGACGUCUCACACUUGCUUUAACGUGCUGCUGCUGCCGGAGUACAGCUGCAGGGAGAAGCUGAAGGAGAGACUGCUGAAAGCCAUCACCUAUGCCAAAGGGUUUGGCAUGCUCUGAGCCUCUGCGCCACACACACACACACACACACACACUCUCACACACUCACACACACACACACACACACACACACACACACACACACACACACACACACACACACACACACACGCACAGUAACACGGACUCCUUCUCAGACAGCCCAUCAAACCCCUUUCCCAAACGCCUCUCCUUUUAUCAGACGCCAUCUAAAAGGUGACAGGAAGACAGACCAGAGUAUGUUUUGAGGAAGUCCUUAAUGAAAGAGGAGAAAUGGUUCCAAUAGAGCGCUCCAGUAGUUCUUCUACUGUACCUGCAACAUCCCACAUCAGUCAUUGUAAGCACAGAGACCUCCUGAUCAAAGUACCCACACACGUCCACAUUAUGUGAAUGUGCAGCAGUCUCCCCGUCUUUUUUCUUUUCUUUUUCUUUUUUUUAUAUAUGUACAGAGAAGAUCAUUUUCGCUAUUAUUAUUUAUUUUAAGGUUAAAAUGGGUUAUAUUUCAUGCCUGCCUGUUGCGAUAGCUUCCCUACUCGGGGAAAGGGGGAGGGUUACUAUUAAGCUAUGUACAUUUGGGACAAUUAAUUAACAAGUCAAUAUAAAUCCCAGAUAUUGAACAAAAAUGUGUUAAAGUUGACGGAGAAAAGCUAGUUUUAGAGUAGUCUUGUCUACAAAAUAUUGUAUUCCCCACAUCAGAAAGAGCUCUCGCUGACCAUUCCACUCACAGCCUCAGCUAUUGUUCCUACCAGGUCCAUGUUGAUGUUUGAUUAGGUAAGCAUUUAGAAAGCCAUUAAGUCCAAAAUGGCACAUGGUUUUGUUUUUUUUGGGCCUUUUUUUUCCCCUUAGGGUGGGGGGUGGUUGGGGGGGGGGGGGCACCGCAGGUUAGACUACAAUCUUGUCAGAGCUGUGUAAGUGCACUUAGACAUUUUCAGAAUGUUUGUUUUCUGGCCACAGGUCGCCACGAUUGUUUGAAGCAUUUUUAUUUCCAUGUCUUCCUGUGUUGACGAUUCUAAAUAAAACAGUAUUUAUAUAUUCGUGCGGUUGGAACUACGGGGUUUCGGAGGAUGUACACGUGUAGACCAGUCACUGAUGAUGCCCUCUGAAGCUCUUCUUGUGCCGACCUAUACAGUCAGUGGAUAGGUGGAGCCCCAGCGAGCACUUUGUGUUAUUGAUGUUCUGGCUCCGUCUCGUGAAGAGACACUGAGUCUCCGUUCAACACAACCUCCUGUCGAGAGGGCAGCGUGUACAUUAUCGCUGACCUAGCUUUGUGAUCCAAGUCUCCGGCUGUGGUUACACCUGUCAUUAAAAUACAACAUGCGUCUUCUGACGGCUCUAAGUGCCGCUGGGCGAGGACCGUAGUCUUAAACACAAUCUGUCAAACUGCAACUGCAGGGUCAGUCAAUCCUGAAGCCACUGAGUUGAAAUGUUGACAGAGAACUGGACAUUUCACCUUUUUGAGAAGACAUCAAGCUACCAGAGUGUAGCGUCCCGUGGAGCGUAGCUCAAAGACUGCAAAAACAAUUAAUCUGGCUGUGUAGAAGAAUGCAUCCACCAUUGUAUCUUUGUGGUUUAACAUAUGUAGCAAGCUGUCCAGUCUUUGUUCUAAGCUCGGCUAAACAUCCGUACGUCUGUACUGAAUGCACAGAAAAGAUCAGGACUGUGUGGACAAAUGAUUUAAAAAUAAAAUGGACACAUCUGAAAUGCAUUGUGCAAAUCCAGUAACUCUGGUGAGUGUUGUUUUAUACACGUAUAUACACACAGACAUGACGGCCAACCUUUUAGGAAACGUGCUUUUCAAAAUCUGAAUUAUUUCUAGCAGUUCGUGCAUCAAUUGGCGUAAACGCUUGCACAUUACUUUUUGUCCACGUUAGAUCCACAGUGAAGACUUCUACUUAAACUUCACUACCAGACAAAUAACACAGACAAUACAGACAUUCAUUGUGAUGGAUUACACAACAAAAGUCUGCCUCUAGAUUUUUAUACCAGGCGGACGUUAAUGGAUGCCAGUAACUGUGAAACAUAGACCCAGAAAUCCCAAACUAUAGCAUACAUUUGAACCCAGUAAUCAACGAUGUAAAGUAUACACUGUAACGUACAAACGCACUGGUUUUUGGUUAACCCUUUAUCUAAGGAGCUUUCAACUACAUCCCAUAUUCCCAAAGAGUGGGGGGGGGGGGUUAACACCUGACUCUGGUCUUUGGCGUAAAACGUGAAUGUCCUCCCAAGAUCUUUCUCCGGCUGUUUCGACUUAAUGUCAAGUACCAUCAACUGACUGAACACCAGAAACCGGACGACACCAACUGUCGGUGAACUUCUGACCAAAGCCAAUCGCACCAUGCACUGGGAAGAGGUCAAAGGUCAUGGACCAGGAGUAGGUGGACGGCAGGAGAAAGAUCAAGCAGGACCUUCACAUCUGACACCAGAUCUUUGAAACAGAGACGGAGGUUACUAUCGAGUCCCAAAUGUUGUCAUUGGUGUGGUCGUGUAAUCACACCUGAGCCAGCUCCAUGACAACUGAGAACUCCAUCCACUGAUGAAAACCAAGGAGUUGUGGUUGAAAGCUGCCGCAAACUAGUAAUUGGACCCUAAGAUUAUUAUUUUUUUUGUCAAGAUCCAAAUAAUUAAAAACCACUUUGAUAUAUUCAGAGCUAGUCGGGGACGACAACAGCCUCUGACGAGUCGUUGAGGGCGGGUGUGUGUUGUAUGUGACUUCUCUACAUGAGAUUGCUGCUGUCUUAGUGACGUGUCUGCAAGAGGAUCUCAUUUUAGUUCUAACUGCUCAGCCUGUGAGUGUGAGGGAGCCCACAACAUGCCACUAAAGCAGAGCUCAGACCCCGCAGGUACACAGAAACCCCGAGCCACGCUUUCUGUCCCCAUUGCUCUUACGUUCUCAUCGUCAUGGUUUCAGCCGGACCUGGGCAGAAUGAUGUUGGAGAAUACUUUUUCUUGCUUGUUUUUGAGCCUUCAUUGGAGUCACUUUGGACAGUACAUGGGAGUGCCUGGACAGUGGACUGUGUUAGAGUCACUAUAGCAUACUGUAUGUUUAACAGCUUAGCUGGCAUUGUUACACUGCAGUAACCUCAAUCCUGUGGAACUCUGUGUCGGUUCAAAGGUUAAGGAUGACUUCCAACUGAUUUUUCUUUUUGCGCCCAGGUCUGGUUUCAGCUGUUUAACAUCACUCUGUAACUCUCUUUUGUAAUGCUGAAGAUGCUGCUCACGUGGACGUGUGAAGGUAAAGGAGAAAGGUCAACCUGAUCUUGGGAAGCGAAGCGGUUUUUCAUCAACUGAUUUGACUUAACAGUUCCACUCUAAAAGAUACAAACUGAUGAAAGGCUACAAGUAUUCAGUGUUGUGAAAACAUGCUAAAUAAAGAUGACCGCUUUUUUCCAACUUGUA